This is a messenger RNA of Paramuricea clavata, 3151 nucleotides long. NCBI's taxonomy places the organism in Eukaryota, Metazoa, Cnidaria, Anthozoa, Malacalcyonacea, Plexauridae. The record is from the annotation of a GenBank genome assembly.
AUGACGGAGUUUCUUUUAGUUAACAACGCAGAUAUCGACUCCAAGACGUACGGCGAAAUCCAAGCUGCAAUCCAUUACGCUGCAAAAAAUGGCGCCACUCGAUCAUUGAAGAUGUUGUUGAGUUUCCACGCAAAUAUAGAUACACUGGAUGCGAAACAAAGGACCCCACUGCAGGUACAAACUUUAAAGUCGUGCUAUAUUUAUCACACAAUAAUUCUUUCUUUGAGUUUGGUACCAGGUGUAUCUUUCAUUUUGCAGAUUGCCUCAUCUUGAUUCUAUCAUAAUUUAAUUUUAAAAGAUUAAUUUAAUUUAAAAAUAUUUAUGUUGCGCUAAAGAUACAAAUAUUCUAAAGUGUAGUUUGUAAUAAUAAUAUUAGACAGAUUUAGAUCGAGGACGCGGACAUCAAAGACGACGUGAAAAAAUGGCGUCAAAAUGCGUGACAUAUCCAUACAUGGGCACAACCCAUUUUCACGUCGUCUUUGAUGUCCGCGUCCUCGAUCUAAAUCUGUCCAAUAUACAUGCAGGUAUUAUGAAAUUACAAUAUCACGUAUCUAUUACAGGAAAGUUAAAAAAUGUAUCAUAAACUUAUCAAGGGCUAUACAAGUAUGUAAAAGGCUUUCUUAAAUAAAUAAUUCUUCAAAAGGUUCUUAAAAGGGGACACAUUAGAAGAUUAUCUUAUAUUUAAGGGUAAACCGUUCAAGCAACAGGUCUAGCUUCAAAGAAAGCCCCGUCCCCAAAAGUCUUGCAAGUUGUUCUUGGGACCACAAGUAUAGUUUCUGCUAGUUGGAUCUUAACAAUAAGGACCAGCCAUUAACCGAAGCAAAUGUUCUAGAUAAAUGGGUGCCUCACCGUGUCAGCAGCACUUUGAAAGCGAUAAGAGCAAUUUUAUAAACCAUGCGGUAACGAACUGGCAACCAAUGAAGUUUCCUUAAGACGGGCGUGUAAUAUGCUCAAACUUGGGAAUUAGAUAAACUACUCUACCGGGUGUCCCAAAAAAAAGUACUCCGGUUUGAUUCGUAAUAACGUCUAAACAAGUAAAGCUUUUAAAGAGAAAUAACUUGCAUCAACUAGAGCAAGGACUAACUUAGAUUUUGAUAUAUUACAGUGAUAUUUCACUUAAAAAUUUACGGAGAUAUUAUUGUUUAAAAUCGGGAGCAUAUUUCUGGAUGUGUCUGAAAUAUGCAAAAGACGGCGUAUCAAAUGUUAAUCAUGAUUUGCACGACUGAAACAUGCACUAUUGCCAGUAGGUAAAUGACACUUGACAAAUUGUUUAUUAAUGAAACAAUUAGUAUUAUUAUCUACAAAAUACACGCACGAUUUAUUCGUCCGAAUCCGCGUGUGUUCCUAGCACGAAUACGUUUCCUUUUUUCACGAGACCACUGCAUCGCGAACGAUCGUCAUGGAUCGUUCGUAGUUCUGAAUUAAGACAUAACAAGCAACUCCCCAGAGUCAUCCAACACUUUUGGAACAAAACGUAAGAAAAUAGUAGCGUUGAUAUUGUGAUGUGUAUUUGCAAAAAGCAAUAUUAUUUCCUUCAUUUAAAGAAUAAUAUUCAUCCUGCUCUAUAACCGAGAAAUAAUCAACUCUGUUUUGAACCCAUGAAAAACAUUAAAAAAUUAGGCUAUUUAAGAAAAAUUUAAGCGCCUGCCUUGCAUGGUCUUUCAUGCAUGUAUACCUUUAAGUUUGCAAAGACCUAUUUCGAACGUUCAUAUUUCAGGAAAAAAUUAGCUAAGACUUAAAUGUAAGAUGUCUAAAUCUACGCCAAAUCCCUUACAAACCCUAAUGACAAUUCGCUGAAAUACAAGUUAUAGCCUGAUAUGUCAUUAAGCAAACAAACACUGGCGUUAAUAUUUGAUAUGCUGAUUUUCGCUAAUUUUAGACACAUCCCAAAAUAUGCUCCCGAUUUUGAACAUUAAUAUCUCCGUGAAUUUUUAAGUAAAAUACAACUGUAAUAUAUCAAAAUCUAAGUUAGUCCUUCCUCUAUUUAAUGCAAGUUAUUUCUGUUUGAUAUCUUUACUUGUUUAGAAUUUAUUAUAAAUCAAACCGGAGUACUUUUUUUUGGGACACCCGGUAGCAGCAGCUUUCAGAAAAUAAGCUGCAAUCAAUUAAACGGAUACGGAGGUAUACCAUACAGAGAGUGACCAAAGCAUGGAUAAGUAUUUUAGUUGGGUCAGGAGAAAAAUUCUAAUAAACUGCGAAAUGCCCUGCUACAAACUUAAUGAUCACUGUAUAGAUAGUUGCUGUCUGGAACCGAUUAUCAAAAACUCAGUCUUGGUGUCAUUAAUUAACAAUCCAUGCGUAAUUAGGUCAGGCUCAAACAUCGACUAUGUAUAUUCCUCCAUUGAAUUCAUGGGAUCUUCAUGGGAAAACAAAGAAGUACUGUAGGCUUGAAAAGAUGCAUAGUUGAGUGUCGUAUGCAAAUCCGUGGGCAGAAUGAAGAUGCUUUGAUGAUGCUUUUAAAUAUUUCAGAAGCGUAGAGAAGAAAUAGAAUAUUGUUGUGGACUUUUAACAGGGCGGUCUCGGUAGAGUGAAACGUCCGAUAGGAAGAUUUAGUGGAACAGUGAUCUUAGAGUUAAUAGAACUAGUAUGAGGCUAAACAUGAUAUCAAGAAUUUUCAAACCGAGGUCUGAAUAAUUAACAAUUAUCAACCGAUUAGUGGAGGUUAAUAAUGCAAGCAACCAAUCCAAUUGCGCAAAAGCACCACCCACCUCCCAAGUAUGUGCUAAUUCUGGAUAUUAUACGUAAGCAGAAUCCGAUAAUUGUUUUAUUAUACGUUGAAAAGUACAAACGGGAAAGACAAGACUGGCUGCCGGUGGAAAAGAUGCAAUAAAUUAAUUUCCGAGUUUUAGUCCCAUAUAUCUGCGCUAUUAUAUCUGAAUGCCGGACCGUGUUCAUUUUUAGCAUUUUGACAGAUCAAUUGAUUAAGUGAAUAGUGAAUAGUGACUGUUGAACUGUUUACAACUGUUUCCUUCUUUUCAUUAAGGUCGCUGCAGAAUGGGGCCGAGGCAAAACGGCAAAAAUCUUGAUUGCAGAAGGAGCAGCUUGUUGUUUAUUGGACAUCACGGGUAACUCUGCACUGUGCGUGGUCAUUGAACAUCUACCAAAUCUCGCAGUCGAAGCUCUUAUAACCAAUUGCAUAUUUCUGAUGUGA